This is a messenger RNA of Grammomys surdaster, 1451 nucleotides long. Its product is annotated as H-2 class I histocompatibility antigen, Q10 alpha chain-like. Lineage: Eukaryota; Metazoa; Chordata; Mammalia; Rodentia; Muridae. The transcript has 6 exons. The coding region runs from base 16 to 993 and encodes 325 amino acids. The record is from RefSeq and is a predicted model, not a curated record. Gene Ontology annotation, cellular component: external side of plasma membrane. Gene Ontology annotation, molecular function: peptide antigen binding; signaling receptor binding. Gene Ontology annotation, biological process: immune response; antigen processing and presentation of endogenous peptide antigen via MHC class Ib; antigen processing and presentation of endogenous peptide antigen via MHC class I via ER pathway, TAP-independent.
CUUCCCAGAUCCCAGAUGUGGGCGAUGGCGCCACACACGCUCCUGCUGCUGAUGGCUGCCCUGGCCCUGACCCAGAUCCGAGCGGGCUCAUACUCGCUGCGGUAUUUCCACACCGCCGUGUCCCGGCCCGGCCUCGGGGAGCCCCGGUUCAUCUCUGUCGGCUACGUGGACGACAUGCAGUUCGUGCGCUUCGACAGCAACGCGGAGUAUCCGAGAUACGAGCCAAGGGCGCCCUGGAUAGAGAUAGAAGGGCCAGAAUAUUGGGAGAGGCAGACGCAAAUCGCAAAGAGAAAUGAGCAGAUUUUCCGAGUGAACCUGAGAACCCUGCUCGGCUACUACAACCAGAGCGAGGAUGGCUCUCACACCAUCCAGUGGAUGUCCGGCUGUGACAUAGACUCGGACGGGAGCUUCCUCCGUGGAUACUGGCAGUACGCCUACGAUGGCCGCGAUUACAUCGCCCUGAACGAAGACCUGGAAACGUGGACGGCGGCGGACAUGGCGGCGCAGAUCACCCGACGCAAGUGGGAGCAGAUUGGUGAUGCAGAGAGAGUCAGGGCCUACCUGGAGGGCGAGUGCGUGGAGUGGCUCCGCAGAUACCUGGAGCUCGGGAAGGAGACGCUGCUGCGCACAGAUCCCCCAAAGGCACAUGUGACCCAUCACCCCAGACCUGAAGGUGAUGUCACCCUGAGGUGCUGGGCCCUUGAUUUCUACCCUGCUGACAUCACACUGACCUGGCAGUUGAAUGGGGAGGAGCUGACCCAGGACAUGGAGCUUGUGGAAACAAGGCCUUCAGGGGAUGGAACAUUCCAGAAAUGGACAGCUCUGGAGGUGCCUUCUGGAUUGGAACAGAAUUACACAUGCCAUGUGUACCAUGAGGGGCUGCCUCAGCCCCUCACCCUGAGAUGGGAGCUUCCUCCACCACAGACUCCAACACGGGGAUCAUUGUUUUUCUGGUUGUCCUUCGACCUGUGGCCAUCAUUGCAGCUGUGGUGACUUGUGAUGAAGAGGAGUAGAAACAGAGUGUGAAGACAGCAGCCUGGAGUGGACUGCGUGACAGACAGUGUGUUCAGGUCUCUCCUGUGAUGUCCAGAGCCCUCAGUUCUCUUUAGACAACAGUGUCCGAUGUUCCCUGUGAUCCUCUGUGCUCAGUGUGAAGAACUGUGUAGUCCAGCCUGCCCUGCACACCAGCACCCUGUCCCUGCACUGCCUGUGUUCCCUUCCACAGCCAACCUUCCUGAUCCAGCCACACACUGGGGACAUCUGCUUCCUGUCAGCUCCAUGCUGCCCUGAGCUGCAGCUCCUCACUUCCACACUGAGAAAAAUAAUCUAAACAUGACCUUGAUUGUUAAAAUAUUGACCUGAGUGUCGAUGGCUUAUUAAUUUAAUGGAUUGAGAAUACUAAAAUGUCUAAUUUUUGAAGAAAUAAAUAGCAGAUGGAGAACCUUCCAGAA